AUGUUCAGAAUCAGCGAAGAGGGCUUUGAUAAAAAAGCCUUUUUGGAAUAUGCGAAGGCUAAGGAGGUGGAAUACAACAAAUUGCAGCAUGCGUUGAUAAAGACGCUUGCUAUAAGAACCCGCACCCGAAAGCAGAUUAUUUUUGAGAAAAGGAUCAAAGCUGAACUGAAGAAGUUGCGUGCGCAAAUAAAAGAAUUACGUGCUCAAAUAUGGGUUGCCAGUAACAAAGCUUAUAAAAAGGAAGAUGAGAAAAAGGUGGCAGAGAUGAAAUGCCAUGCUUUCUGCUACGUUGAGUUGACUAAGGAGGUAAAGGAACUUAAUACUACAGUACAUAAGUUCGAAACUGAAAUUGCUCGCGUUAAAGGUGAAAUGCUUGAACUAAAUAAAAAGAUUGUACCCGAUGAGCAGUUUCAGGUCACAAUCGCCAAAUAUAAGAAGCUUCAAGAGACGUUGGAAAAUAAGCUUGAUACAAAUAUACGUCGUGAAGGUGCUGUUGCGGCCGACAAUGCACGUUUGAGGGGAGAGAUAAUCCGAUUGCUCCGUGACAAAACUUACUUCAACGAACAAUACACAAAAUUAGUGGAACGUCUAAAUAGUAAUAAGAAGUACCUGAUUGAUCUGGUUGAUUAUGCUCUCAACAGCUUCACUCAAUGUAUGACAAUUUACGAUAAAAUGGACAGCUUAGUGAUGCAACGAGAUAAGGACUUUGCUGCACGUAAAGUGGAAAUGCAAAAUCUGUUACGCAUAAAAGAAGGCAAGGAUUUUAAAAUGCAGUUCUUAACAGGAAUAUCGACGACGGGCGGCAUUCCGUGCAUUUCAUCAAAAGGAAAUUGCAGAAUGCAAGGAUAUUCUGGCUAG
Teleopsis dalmanni is the source of this 858-nucleotide messenger RNA. RefSeq lists its product as uncharacterized. NCBI's taxonomy places the organism in Eukaryota, Metazoa, Arthropoda, Insecta, Diptera, Diopsidae. The coding region runs from base 1 to 858 and encodes 285 amino acids. The transcript is spliced from 2 exons. The record is from RefSeq and is a predicted model, not a curated record.